Messenger RNA from Physella acuta, 5707 nucleotides. RefSeq names its product transforming growth factor beta receptor type 3. The record is from RefSeq and is a predicted model, not a curated record. NCBI's taxonomy places the organism in Eukaryota, Metazoa, Mollusca, Gastropoda, Physidae.
CCUGCGAAAUGACAACACGCUUAGUUUGUUUAGUUUCGUGGUGUAGGAAAUCGUACUGUCGACGCUAACAUCACUAAUCCCAGUUAUUCGCUCUAAACGGAUUUUAUCAAUGGAUAUUUAUAGCGUAAACCAACCCGCUGAUUGCGUUUCAAUGUGUGUGUAGUGCUAGCAUUCGCAUUUUUCUUUUGGAGUAUUAUUUUUAAAAAAAAACCUUAUCAAAACCCCUAUCCACAGUCUCGUUUCUUAUACACUGCAGGCUUGCCCGUGGUGAUGGAGUUUCCCUAAAAAACGAGGAAUGUUAUUCACUUAUGAGGAUACCCUGCUCACCCAGGUCUAAAGGGAGGGAAUAAUGCAGUGGUUAUUUUCUUACUGGAGUACCUGCACAUCAUCAUGCUGGGCCCUUUUGCUGGGGCUAGUUGCUGUUUCUGUGGCAGACAACUACUUCUCCAAAUGCGACAUCACGGAGAACUUCGUCUCCGAGUUCGUGUCGGCCACGUUCCGGAGCCUGGAGCCGGGCUACAGCUGCGAGACCAACAGCACCGGCUCCAAGGACAGGGAGGUGCAUGUCAUCUCCGUCCGGCUGCCGGCACCCAAUGACAAGGAGCGGAUGUCAUCAAAUGACAAGCAGAGGCUGACAUCUGUUCACGUUGGGAUACAUUCGAGGAAAAAUGCUGACUUUAAUGACAUCGAAGGUGUAGACUUCAAAGAGGAAAACCGGCCACUCCUGAUUGUCCUCUACUCUACUUCACCUGUAUCCUGGGCUCUAGAGAUGGACGGCGUCUACAGCCAGAAGAAACACCUGUUUAUAACAUCAGACGACUCGGAGAUCAGAUUCCUGACCAAACGAACCAAGCAGAUGGCCAAAGACUCGAGGCGACAAAUGCCCCACAACAGCAGCGACAUCUACCAGUGGGCCAAGGACAAGUUCAGGUCGGUCACGUCCUACAACGAAAUAGCCAACGACAACAUCAAGUUCUAUGUGGGUCGAGACGCCAGAGCCUCAGCUGAGUGUGACGUGACAAAGUUGACACCGAGCAUGCGCGUCUUCUCCUUUCACGAGGUGUCCCAGCCAAUCAGCGGAUGCACAGCUAAAAAUAGACACAACGCGAUAUCAUUUGCAAAACCCACCUAUGUGAUAGAGCUGAUCAGCCCUCCCGCCCCCUCCCCGGGCAUGGUUGGAGUGGACCUGGAGGUGCUGGCCUACUAUGGGGAGGAGGAGAACCCCCUAGCGCUGGACAACAGAGAGUUCAGCCUGGUCAUCAAGUCACCCCCCAAUGUCAAGUGGUCGCUACAUUCUAAAAAUAUCCCCGGAUGGGUGGAGAUUGUGGCUGACGCUGAGGUGGUCCGCAAUGGCAUCAGGUUCAGCAACGCGGCCUACAGACCGGAGAUGAUUUCAGCCACUGGCCGCAAGCUGAUCGACUGGUCGCAGGAGUUCCUGGCCCCCGUACACCUGUAUGCUGGUGUACGCGCUGCCAACACCAUCAAACUCUGGGUCCCACCCAAAAAUCAUAAGAAGAGCCAGCUGCCUGAUGUCAAGCCAAACUCUAACAAGAUGGAGAGGAAUGGCUCUGUGAAAGUGGGCCGCAACCGGCUACAAAACGCAAUCAAGGUCACCUGCACUGACCAGUACAUGGAGGUGGCUGUCUCCAAGAAGUUUAUGCAGACCAUCAAGAAAGACCUGUCCAGAGUCUCGCUCAAUGACUCGUCCUGUGGACAGACUGGAGAAAAUGAACACAGCAUCCUCCUCAAGACACGGCUGACAGGAUGUGGCACGACGUCCGUCAGGAAAGAUGACAAACUGGUCUUUACAAACACUCUGAUUAUCCAGGUACCACCUGGUAUAACAAGCACCAUCUUGGUAGAGGAGCUGGGCAGCGGAUUCAUGGAUGAUGAGCACGGAUCAGGUCUGGGGGACGGAGGCUUCACGGAUGACGAGGACUUGUACGGGAGAAAGACAAUUAAACAGGAUGUGGAGUGCAAAGUUCAGAUGAUAAUCAAACCGCCCCAACCCACCAAGUCCCAGUGUGACCUGACCCUGUACAGGGAAGCAACUCUAGCUGUACCUGUGUUGGACUACCCUGUACACAUAGUCAAGGACUCCACCGUCUACGCCAUGGCCAGAGUGGGGGCAGGCUACUCUAUCCUCCCAGACGCAUGCUGGUUCUCCAAUUCUAAAGAUCCAAAUGACAGAGAGGCGCAGAUCAGCUAUGUUGUCAACAGCUGUCAGGAGUUAACCCAGUCAGCUGCGUACUCCGAGCCGCUGAUGGGCUCCAAGAUCCAGGACAUCAAGUUCAACCUGCAGCUCAGCGACUACUUCCACGGCUACCCGCUCUACCUGCACUGCCAGUUUUACACCUGCAGGAAGGAGAACGACACCAGCCAUACUAAUUGUUUUAUCAACUACAGAAAUCGUUGCCGUCAAAAUGAGCCCAAUGCGAAGGAGCGAACAGGCCCAAACUGUGGGCCCCUGAGCCUGGGCCCUAUCCACCUGGAGAACAUCAACAUGAACAUGAACAUCCCUUCAGUGUCCCAGUGGCCAACAGGUGGGAGAGUUCCAAAAAAAGAGAGCAAACCUCACGAUGACACAAACUACAACCAGCAGCAGAAGAUCAUCAUUGAAGGCCUGGACUCAGCCACAGUUGUGGGAAUAGCCUUCGCUGCAUUCGCCAUCGGCAUCUUCCUCACUGGUGCAUUGUGGUUCAUACACUCUCACACAGGUGAUGUGGCUUGUUGCCCUAUCAAACAAGGGGUGACAACUCGCAGACAGCCGGAGGUCGCUGGUGACAUGACACCCAACUCCUCCUCACCCAUGACUGCGUAGAAAAACCAUUUAGUCAACCCGAAAAUACUAAAAACCAUUACGCCAACCAGAAAAUACUUCCGUGCAUCAACAGUUGAAAGGAGGAAAAAUAUCAAAAACUGCAAUCACCUAUAACAGAAUACAGGGCUGUUUGUUCAACAGAAUACAGGGCUGUUUGUUCUACAGGAAACUUGUGUGUGGCUCCCACUGCUUACACAUACUGUGUGUAAAUAGUCACCCAUUACAUUCAUAACAGGUGUGUGAAUAGCCGCACAGAAAAAUGGCAUAUUCUGCUAGGAUCAACAGACCUAAUUUACGAUGUGAUAUUAUCGUCAGAUCUGUAUCAGUAUUUUCUCAGUUUACCUCACACAAAAUUUUCUCAGUUUACCUCACACAAAAUUUUCUCAGUUUACCUCAUACAAAAUUUUCUCAGUUUACCUCACACAAAAUUUUCUCAGUUUACCUCAUACAAAAUUUUCUCAGUUUACCUCACACAACAUUUUCUCAGUUUACCUCAUACAAAAAUAUUUAAAUACAAGCUUGAAAGUCAGAGUUUAAACAAAGAUAUAAUAAAUUAUAUUUAAAUUAUGUUACUACAUGCUAAAUUCUCAUUGAAGCAAGGUAUGAGGAAAAAAAAAUCAUUGCAUUUUAAUGAACAGAAUUUGUUGAUACAAAAAUGGUUGAAACACUGUUAGAGAGAAGUGAAUGUGCACAUAGUGGUGUAAAGUCAGGAUAUUUUCAUAUCUCUCUCAGUCUACAUUUAGAGAGAAGUGAAUGUGCACAUAGUGGAGUAAAGUCAGGAUAUUUUCAUAUCUAUCUCAGUCUACGGGUACCUAAACCACAGAGGUGUGUGUUCUCAUUGCUUGUGCUACACAAGUUUACCUCAUCUGAAAAAACAAAACUUUUUGGAAUGUUUUUUUCCUGUUUGUCACCAGCCAUACAAUGAACUGUCUUGAGAGUUAUCUCCCUGCUCAGCUCUUCAGCAAAGGGGGAAAAAAAAAUUCUGUGAGAGAAGGUUGUGUUCCAGGAGGAUUUAAAACUGAUGACUGUGUGUCAAUGGAUUAUAACAAAAGGAUCCACUGAAGCAAAGUAAACAAAACAAAUUCUUGACAGGAUUAUAUAAACAAGGAAAAAAUCCUACUCUAUUGUUAUAAUUUAUAAAGUAUUUCAGAUAUUCAGGAGGCUGUUCUGUAAUUAAUUUUAAAAGUUUACAAUUUUUUGUCUGCAUUUCUUAUGGUGUACAUUCUUGACAGAAAUAUAUAUAUUGAUACUAACUAUGUUGUUACCUAACUGGAAAGUUUCUAUAUUGAUAUAACUUGUGAGACUUUAUUGCCAGCAUUACAUCCGAGGCCGAGUGAAUAUUUGUUCAACUCCACUUCAAAAUCUUCAAUGAAUUUUUCUUUGAUUUGUAAAACAAUGGACUAAAGAGGUGGUGACAAGCUUCUUCUAACUGUCAAAUAAAAAACAUUUUCCUACGGGUUGCGUUUGAUGUUAAUAUCAUGAUUGCUGUUAACAUCAUGAUUGAUGUUAACAUCAUCAUUGCUGUUAACAUCUUGAUUGCUGUUUAUCAGAAAAUUCUAGAUCUGUAAUUAUGGGCUUUUUUAUUUUCAUUGUUUAUGUCAAUCUUUUAUCUGUGUUAAAUUAAAAUGAAACUAAUGACAAAAGUAAUCAGUAUAAUUAGCUCAAAAUUUCACAGGGUUAAUAAAAGCACAGUUUUAAUUGAUAGCAUUUGUGUAUUUUCUUACAACAUUUGGAUAGGAAAUGAUAUAUAGUGCUAGAGUUCAGAUUGAAUUCACAUUUCAAAAAAGCAUAACAAUAGGUUUGAUAUGUUGUGACUAAAAGUAAAUCAGAAAGGUUAUCAUACAGUAUUUCUUCUUGAAUUGUAAUGUUUACAUAACUUUUGUCACUACAUUUUCAUAUGACUACAUUACAUUGGCAGUAUUUGUAUUGUUAUAAUUCAUCAAGUUUUCCUAGCCUUACAAAUAAUUUUUGGCUUUAUUCUCAAGGCAUACUUGGCAACUACACUUCUAAUGCAUUGUAUUUUUUAGACAUAUUUUGUGUAGCCAGGUUUUUUAUUGGUAACUUCCUAUUUAUAGCUGAAUCUUAAAUUAAGUUGCUUGUCAAAAUCAUGUGACAACUGUUCAACAUAUUAGAUUUAUCACAACUACUGACUUGUAUUAUUUGUGGAUAAACAACUAAAUCAACUUUUUUGGACAUAUUUUACCACCAUAUUUCAUGGGUCUCCUGUAUAGUUUUUAGUUAUUCUCUAUUUUCUUUGCAGUUUUCUUUUAAGUUUAAAUUAUUUUUUAAUUUGAAAUUAUAUUAGGUCUACUAAUUUUUUUUAUCCUCCUGUAUCUCCUAAAAUUAUAAGUUGUAAUAAAAAAAAGUACUGUCUGUUGAAAGCCCCAAAAUUCUAUUGAUCUCAGGGACAUGUAAUCUCGCUUAUGCCUGCUUGUCAAUUCAACAUCAGUUUAAAAAAAUUUCCUUUCUUCUGCUUAUCAAGUUUAAAAAUCCUAUCCUAUGUUGCAUUUGCUAUGAUAACAUGUGUUAAAAUGAAGAAUAAAUAAUUUAAAAUUAGCAUUUAAGAAACAUUUAAAAAUUGAAACUGAUAUUUUUUAUUUAUUAAUAAGUCUGCUGUGUUUUGUUGUUGGAAGUCAAUAAAUCUAGCAUAGCUUUACCAGGUUAAGAUUGGCAUAGGCUGAAUGUUUUGUUAUUUACUGGACUUGCACAUUUCCUCUCCUAAGUCUCCAAUUUCAGCUUGCUUGUGUUGGCUGGUAGGUAAACUAGCUGGUUGUAAAGAUGAUUUGGUACAGCUUAAAUUUUUUUUUUAUUGUACUGUUUUUUUUCUUCUUCUUGUUUCUUUUCUUAGAGCUAGUAGAUUUGUAAAAGUUCAAAACCUAUGUUUUU